Messenger RNA from Andrographis paniculata, 6170 nucleotides. RefSeq names its product NADH-ubiquinone oxidoreductase chain 4-like. The transcript has a single exon. Gene Ontology annotation, molecular function: ubiquinone binding; NADH dehydrogenase (ubiquinone) activity. Bases 1997 to 2515 code for a protein of 172 amino acids. Gene Ontology annotation, biological process: electron transport coupled proton transport; aerobic respiration; ATP synthesis coupled electron transport. The record is from RefSeq and is a predicted model, not a curated record. Lineage: Eukaryota; Viridiplantae; Streptophyta; Magnoliopsida; Lamiales; Acanthaceae.
UUCAACUGCUUUUUACAGGGCGGACUGGUUAAAAAGACUCAUCCCGCGAAGCCGAAAAGGCAUCUUUUUCAAACGUUUCACCUCCUUUCCUUUGAUUGGUGUAAGGUGACAUAAACCACAAACCGCAUUCUAGCAGCCCUAAAAAAAGAAUCUCUAGCGAAGCUGUCAACUCAACCUAAAGAAAGCGAUCCGCUAGUCUAAUCUAUUCUCUGCUUUUCGAACAAUGAUUUUAUAUACAACGGGGUCUUCUGCUGACCCAGAAGCUCUUUCCGAACUAAUAAUAAAGGAAUAGAAACUAUCGGAGUCUGACCUGACCCAGAGAUCUAAGGAGUUUAUUAAAGAGAAUUUGCACAUACGAAAAACGACUACCUGAGAUGGCUGUAAUUGAGUAAAAAAGGCCGGGGAAGUGCUAGAAGAUGUACAUAGGGAUUUUGGUGACGAAAGCAUCGAACGGCGACAGGAAAUAGAGAGACUAAAUGGCAAACAGGAGUCCGGAGGAUUAUCUGAGGUGGAAGCAGCUUCCAUUCCCUCUGGCUCCAUAUUCUUCUUUUAGGCCUACCUCUUCGUUUUUUCUUAGGCUUUGUAGCUUUAGGCGGGGCUUUUUCACCGUGCGCAGCCAUAUAUAGGUUUAAUGGUCUCACAAUCCCUAAGAGCAUGCAUUAUAGUAGUCUCAGCUUUCUUGCAUCUUGGACAGGUGCUAACAUCUUUCAUAUGCCUUCGUUUCCGCUGCUCAUUUGUUAUUUGUUAUCUAUUAUGCUAUUAUGCAACACAAGCCAAAGGAGCUUUUAAGCGAGGCCCUUGCCAUUUCCAAACAAUCUCCCACUCCCUGCUACGUUGGUCCCAAUUUUCCCCUUCAAUGAGCUCAUAAGCUGUGCAACUAGAGAAUGUUCCAUUCUUUGAUGGUCCCCUUCGAUCACCAUUACCUCUUUGAUUCGGCGGCUUAAUGCCCGCUUUUUUAAGACACGAUGCCGCUGGUAAGAGAUGCUGAAAUUUAUCCCACUUCCAACACCCAUUCUCAUCAAAAAAAAGAAGCCAUGCAUCUUGACAAGUCCUCUUGAGGAACUGCAGCUAUAGCUUUAUCAAGGUUUUUUAUUCCUCAUCCACCAUGAAUCCUUCAAUAAAUUUGGAAUCCGCCCAUUGCCAAUUACCCACUGAAUCCCUUUAAGAUUUAAGAAUAGAAUCCCACACCUUGAAAAUUCCUUUGGCCACGGGUUGAGGAAGACCAACCCAAUCUCGAAUGUAUUUACUACGUAACACCUUCACCCAUAGCGCAUUAGGAAGAGUCAAUAUUCCCCACCCGAGCUUCAUAACAUAAGAAAAGCUGAAUUCCAUCCAUCCUCACCUUUAUACAUGAAUUUGGAUGUCAAUAAUUUCCUCCUCGGGUCUCUAUAAAACAGAAUGAAAAGCCCGGGUUACAGGACAAAAGGAGAGAGGAAAAGUAGAAAGGGGGGAAGAAGUGACGUGCUAGUUCUUACUGACACUUCUUGAUCUAACUUUCAUUUUUGAGUGCUUUCUUUGUUCUCUUAUUUAUUUGGAUUGAAUUCAACUCAACUCCCAUUGUUCUAUGUCUUGGCAUUCCUUUCUUUCUCUUCUUUUUAUCCCUUCGACGAAUUUCGGCUAUGACCAAUGCCCCACUAGCUGAAUAGGCGUAAGAAAGCUACCUGAAAAAAGGCAAGGUGCACCUUGGAUUGAACUCGACGAAUUGCAUUUUGCCAGAGAUAUUUUUUGAGUUAGAAAGAUUCUCUAUUGGAAAUUCAAAAUAAAGAAAAUAAAAGCGCAUACGCGGGAAGGGGGCCCCAAUACUUUUUCAUUCAGGGGGGGAGGGGGAGACUAGCCUCAUUACUUCCCACUGGGCGAGAGGUGCACCUAACCCACCUACCCACUCAUCAAUCACGGUGUUCAGCUGACUUGCACUGAUAGACCCCUAUUGUAUUGGAAUUAGGCGCCCAUCUUUUGACUGUUGUCAAUUCAUUUCUUCAAUGUUCGAUUCUACUCUAUGUUAGAACAAUGGUAUUUUGAUCUAAGUGGUCUUAUUCUUUCUCCCGUGCUAGGAAGCAUUACUCCUCUUUUCAUUCCAAAUUCAAGAAUACGACCGAUACGAUUGAUUGGUCUGUGCGCCUCUCUUAUUACUUUUUUGUAUCCCCCUGUUCUUCGGAUACAAUUCGAUCCUUCUACGGCCAAAUCUCAAUUUGUGGAAAGCCUUCGAUGGCUUCCUUAUGAAAACAUCAAUUUGGAUUUGGGUAUAGACGGUAUCUCUUUAUUCUGCGUGAUAUUGACCACAUUUCUGAUCCCUAUUUGCAUUUUAGUGGGUUGGUCUGGUAUGAGAAGUUAUGGGAAAGAGUAUAUUACAGCAUCUCUAAUUCGUGAAUUUCUAAUGAUCGCCGUGUUCUGCAUGCUGGAUCCUCUACUAUUCUAUGUUCUUCCCGAAAGUGUGCCAAUCCCUAUGUUGUGCGGAGCUGAGCAUCCUCUAUUCGCUGGGAUAAAGCUUUUCCUCUGCAGGGGCCUUGUGCAGUAAACCCCCUACGGGCGGUCGUCCGUCGUCGUAAAGUAGUCCCCGCGAAGCUUUCGGGAAGAGGGGUAGUCUUGUGUGUAAGCAUAGCAUUUCUGGUCGAACCCGCCCAACCCAACUAAGAAGAACCGAACCUGACAGACACAUCUUUUUCCUUUUGGGAGGGUACGUAGAGUAGUGGGUACCUCGUAGGACCUCGACCCGCCUACUCGGGUCUUGUAUGGAUAUGCAGGAAGGGGUGCUCCUAGGUGUGUGUAGGGGUUGUGUUUGUUCGCGAGAAUGGAUUCCUCUAAAUGGGGGGUGUGGACACACUUGCGCGAAUUCGGGUAACGGCUACAAGGGAGAAAUCGAAAGGAAACUGUACCCGACCGGGGAUGGACGUAAACUCGUAAGCUGCCGAGGGUAGGGAUAAUCGUCCAGGUCUUAUUGUGAAAGAAAAAAGCCGCCCCGCCACAGCAGGCGGGUUGCUUCCUCUGUCGUCGCCGGCGAGCUCUUGGUGAGGAGACCUUAGGAGUUGUUGCUAAAACAAACGGGGGAGGGGAGGAUCGACCCGUUCAGUAGAAUUCCGAAGAAAGCAGAUGUUGGCAGCAGGUGGAGACAUUUUUUUGGCCCCUUCAAAAGGAAAUGCGGGCAGGGUAGAGCUCGGCAGAGGGUUCGAGAAUAGGGUAGGGUCCUGUCCUUAAGAUUCAGAUAAGAAAAGAGUUCCAAACCUUUAUGCAUGCACCUCCGUACAAGUUCCGUCCAGAAUGAUUGGGAAAGAUCAAACCAAUUGGAACCGCUCACAUCACAGUAGUCGUAGCGUAAAGGCCGUAAGUCGAGGGGCAGCCAUAACAGUUGGCUAUUCCUUUCACACCUCUCUAUCUAUAGUACGAGAGAGAUCCGCUGCGUGAGCAACCUUAUCUAUACUAGAAGGCCUUACAUGUGCUCUACAGGCCGCACGGAAUCUUUCUUCCCAACGAGCACUUUUUGCUUUUGAUUUGGAAGACGGGCGUUGCGUUCGGUUCGAAAGGCAUGGUUUUCAGUAUGUCGGAAAAUAGGGCCCCACUAGUCCGGCUAGCUAGUGAGCGGUUCUUUCGGGCGGGCAUCUACUGCAACGCAAGCACCAUUGUUCGCCACCACCCGAGAAGCAAAAGAUGCGAGAGUCCAGGCGGAAAAUACGUGCAUAGAUAGUGGUCUAAUGCCAAGGCCGACGACGGAAGCUCGGGACGGAGCCGUAUGAGGCGGAAGUCUCACGUACGGUUCUCUGAGAAGGGAGUGGCUACCUACUGGAGCUUCGACCAACCACCACCGGUCAAUAGAGCUUUUGGGCCACCCCUUACUCUACCAUUAUUAUAGGGGUAUGGGGUUCGAGACAAAGAAAGAUCAAGGCAGCAUAUCAGUUUUUCCUUUAUACUUUACUUGGAUCUGUUUUUAUGCUAUUAGCUAUUCUGUUGAUUCUUCUCCAAACAGGAACCACCGAUUUACAAAUUUCAUUAACCACAGAAUUUAGUGAGCGGCGCCAAAUCUUUCUAUGGAUUGCUUCUUUCGCCUCUUUCGCCGUCAAAGUGCCUAUGGUACCAGUUCAUAUUUGGUUACCCGAAGCUCAUGUAGAGGCACCUACGGCAGGAUCCGUCAUCUUGGCAGGAAUUCCUUUAAAAUUGGGAACCUACGGGUUUUUAAGAUUUUCAAUACCCAUGUUUCCCGAAGCGACACUUUGUUCCACUCCUUUCAUUUAUACUCCAAGCGCGAUUGCUAUAAUAUAUACUUCCUCGACCACUUUAAGACAGAUCGAUCUUAAGAAGAUCAUAGCUUACUCCUCAGUAGCUCAUAUGAAUCUGGUGACUAUUGGUAUGUUUAGUCGGGCGGCGGCCGUUAGGUCACCUAUUUUGAGUUAUGGACACACAAGGCCAAAACAUGUGUGCCGGGCGUGCGACCCAUCAACCUACUAGCAAUGGGGGAGAAAACAUAGCAUGUCGCAAUAAAAGCUUGAUUCGAGGCGUCAGCAAAGCCGUCUGUUCCAAAAACAAAAGCCCCAACGCGCCCCGGGACGGGAGUGGAGGGCGGCCCUACGCGCAGGCAACAGCAGGACCGGCUCUACGAAAGUAAGAAUCGAAUAUCGAAUCUUUCUCUUGGCUUUCCCAAUUCAUCCGUGAAUAAGAAUUCAAGGGCGUGAAGCGAGUGCUUCUAGCUGCUUCGCCCGCUCUUUUGGCGGCUAUCUUUUCGCGGCGGAAAUGAACGAAAAGCAAUAUGAACGUGCUAUUUUCAAAUCGAUUGAUAGAUAGCCUUAUCUGUUCUGAUAGAUCUCUAGAGAUAGAGAGGGAAUCUAUCAAGAAUAAGGUUUGGAACCCUAUUUCUAUCUAUUGAUGAGACAAUUCUCUUUUCAUGAUCCAUCAGAAAAGAAAGAAAUCGAUAUGUAUCUGAUUACGUCUACAUCGUACAUAGAGCGCCCAAGCGCUUUUUAGGCCAGCUCAGUUCUCUUAUCCAUCGGUCCAAUGCACUGGGCUCAUCUCAUGGAGGGAAAAGCCAAAAUUACCUUGUCUUGUUCGCCGCCUCGACGCAUUCCCUUCUCUCCCCGGUAUCGUCCCACACAGAAAGAAAGAGCGCAGAGCCCCGGCCCGACCUGUAGGUCCGCUAACGUAAAGCGAGGAGUUGAGCCUGAACUAGCGAACCGAAGUCACUUUCGGAACCAUACUUCCUACAGCUAAGAUGUGUCCAGUCCUGCGGGAACGCGCAGCGCAAACGAACGUGAGCUGCUAUACCGAAUCCCCCGCUGGCCAUCGGGGACCGAGUGGUAAGGCCAUGAUAUGCAGGGGAAAAUAUCACUCAUUCUUCCAUUGGGGACAGGUGCACGAACGACAACUCCAAACGUCACACAUCCGCCGCCUACCGUACGUUUAGGUGGCACCAGCGAGAUCCAGCUAAGGUAAGGUCGUGUCGCGGCUGCUCCACUCCGCUGCGGUCUGAUGAACUUCACUUCGUUGCCUUCCCGCUAAGAAGCGAAUGGGCGCUGUGCCGUGGGUCAGUUUCGGGGCGGAGAGUGAAGAGAGACCAGAAGAAUGAUUCAUUUGGAUCGACGAGCUUUUUCAGCCCAAAAACGUUGAAUCCAUGGAAUGUUUGUCUAUCCAUGAACAUCUAUUCCAUCUCUCUAUACAUAGUCUCUCUAUACAUAGUUGCAUGAUAUGAUCGCCUUUGUUUGAUAUGUUCAUUCAGUACCAAUACAAACGAAAACUACGCCAAAGUGGAAGGGCCACUAUAGAAGCUAGAAGUAGCUAGCCUAUAGUAAUAGUAAUAGUAAUAGUAAUAGUAAUAGUAAUAGUAAUAGUAAUAGUAAUAGUAAUAGUAAUAGUAAUAGUAAUAGUAAUAGUAAUAGUAAUAGUAAUAGUAAUAGUAGUCGGCCUAACCAAAGCGUCACGACAAGAUCCAAUUAGCCUUAUGAAUGGAAUCUAAAGUAGGGGGCUUAGCCCGCCCGCCUACCAAUCAAAGAGGCUGAGAGUAAGCGUAAGCUCUUCGAGCUUCCCUGAAUUCGCUUCGCGGUAGCCGCACAGCACAUAGCUGGAAGUCAGAGGGCCCAUACUACCUGCCUAACCCUUCGCUCCGAGGGACCGUAGAUCUACAAGCGCCUUCUAAAGCACCCCAUUCAUCCAAAAGAGAAGGGAAGGGGCCUAUUUAUUUGCAUGACCUC